CAACUGACAAAUCCUUUCACCUAAUUGGGGGAUUUCCUACAAUUACUUUUUACUAAAGCCAAUCACGUUCAAGGGUUAAUUGCAGACUUCCAGUUCAAUUACAACUCCCUGCAAGCCUUUGGCUUUUCUGAAGAAAGCGUUCAUUUCCUGUGCGAUGACCCAAAGAUCUAAUAUAGAUUUAGUUGCGGUUGGUCUGCUGGAGGGACGUCUCUUCCUGCUUCUAUUUUGGACAAGUGAUUUCUGCGGAACUUUCAUAUCAAACUUCUUCAUUUACUCCCCAGUCCUGCAGCUCAGUAAUCGCCUCUCACUCUCUCCAUAUUGUUACUCUGUUACUUCACUCGGCUUUGCCCUGACGCUUCCAGAUCCAGACCCCGAGUAGCAAGUCACACGUCUCACUUCUGGGGAAGAUUCUGAGUUAGUGAGUUCUGCCAAAAAACAGAAAUCAGCAACUGGACGUCACAAUGGAACUGCCGCCAUGGGCCCCGACUGCUGUGCCCCCAAUUCUGUCCUUGUACCUGUGGCUCUGCUUCUCGGGGGUCAUGGCUGGCAGCCCCUUAGAGACCUUUAACAUCACCACCACUGAAGGAAUUGAGGUGACUCUGAGAUGUGACCUUCCCUCUGCUGAGGCUAAGAUUGUCCAAGUGACCUGGGACAGGUGUAACGGAGAAGACAUCGCCUAUCACGUCAUCGAUAAAGGUCACGUGGUUGAAAAAUUCGCACAAAGGGUGACCUUGGAGGAAGAAUAUGGGAUAAAAAUACUGAAUGCCCAUAGGAAUGACAGUGGGUCGUACUGUUGCAUUUUUUCUACUUUUCCUAAUGGCAAGAUGGUCGGGAAGAUUUUCCUCCUGGUCAGAGAGCCCUUUGAAUGGACAGUCUUCCAUUAUAUCUUGACUGUGCUGAUUCCGGGAAUCCUCCUACUUAUCUUUGGAGGGGCACUGAUAGUCUUCUGCCGCAAGAAAAAGUCACACCAGUCCCAGAACAUAAGAAACCAGCAAGUAUCUCCACCAGCCAGACAGAUGGCCCUAAAUCGGGUUCCCAUCACACGCUCUGCCGAGGAACAACAGAACAACAUGGAAGCAGACUAUUUUAACGUUCUGCUCUACAACAAUCCCACCUAUUAAAUAAAAAGGAUCAGCACAGAAACUCUACGUCUUAUUCAUAUCUACUGGACUGGGCUUAUACAGUAAGCAAAACGAAGCACUCCGAGUGCCAUCCCACAGACGAUUUAGAUUCUAUCCGGCGGGAAGGCAGAUCAGAGAGAUUAGUCGCCCGAAGAAGAGGCGAUUUGUCGCCAUGCGACUAAAUCUCCAUGUGUGUCACUGCCAUAAGGGAUUCCCUUUCUCAGACUGAAAUAAGAACAUUCUGAGGUAUGAAAACUCUAUUGAAGUCUAUGGGAAAAAACUGGAACUGAAUAAGAAGAAAAGUUUUUUCUCCUUGAAUUGAAUCUCGACCAUGAGUUUUCACGUGAUAAACCGUGAGACAAACUUUCUGAUCAAGGUCCAGCAUUCUAGUCAGUCUUACAAAAUUAUAAUUCCAUGCAGAACAGAUCCUACUGUUGCUUUAUUAUUGGAACUUUUCUGAUUUUCAUUAUUUCUGAUUUUACAAAAUAGUUUUUAUUUCAUAGUUAUUUAAAAAAUUACCACUUCUGAAAGACAAAAAAGAUGUUAUACUAAUUAACAGUAACGUUAAAGAUAUUAUAAGUCAUAUAAAAAUUUACUACCUGAAUGAAAUCUCUGAAGAUCUGUAUUUUAAACAUAGUCAAGUAAUAAAGAACAACUGAACAUCUAUUGGAAAUUGAAUUAUAUUCAAAUGAUUUCAAUACUAAAAACUUAAAGAUACAAGAACUAGGGGCAGAUUUAUCUAUUUUAUUUAUUGAAUUUCGAGCUAAUUUUAGUGUAC
Messenger RNA from Xenopus laevis (African clawed frog), 1899 nucleotides. It is a transcript of the gene tigit.L, whose product is annotated as T-cell immunoreceptor with Ig and ITIM domains. The record is from RefSeq and is a predicted model, not a curated record. Bases 462 to 1121 code for a protein of 219 amino acids. Lineage: Eukaryota; Metazoa; Chordata; Amphibia; Anura; Pipidae. The transcript is spliced from 5 exons.